AUGUACUGCAAAGCAGAAAAUAGGGCCCACGCUCUGGAGAAGAUCAGACUCCGGCAGCAGGCGUUGAAGGGCCAGAAUCAGCCGCAGCCCCAGAAAGAGCUGACCCCAGAGCAACGAGAACUGAUCGAGAAAAAUCGACAAAAAGCCCUGGAGCGGCGCCGUAUCCGCGAGGGAAUGGAAAAGGGGAAUUACCGGGUUGCAGAUCAGUCGACAUACACACCAGACGCUCCUGGUGGCGGAAUCGAAGGUGCAAAAAAAGGCGGCCACAACCAUGUGCAGGAGCGCAUUAGGCCGUCUGUGAAGAAGGCAGACUACAUUGAGUACGACUUCAGCACGAUGCAGGACACCUAUGGAGGAUUUCUGUCGGACGCAGACCGCAAGGGGGCCGGAGAAACGGAUAAAACCCUGGAACAGUGGCAAGAAGAACAAAAGAACCGGCCCUUGGUCGAGCCUGCUCCGCCGUUGGACAUUGCGAAUGCUCCGAAGUGUUUUGAAUGCGGCUCCAUCGAACUGAACCGGAACUUGCUUCAAACUUUUGGCUGUCGCGUGUGCAAGAGCUGCGAAAACAAAUACCCGGAGAAAUACUCUCUACUGACGAAAACAGAGUGCAAAGAGGACUAUUUUUUGACCGAGCCCGAGCUCGCGGACGAAACGCUGUUCAAAAGGCUGGUCAAAGCCAACCCGCACAGCGGAACUUACUCGAAAAUGCAGCUUUUUCUGAGAUACCAGAUCGAGGAGUACGCGUUCAAAAAAUGGGGCUCUGCGGAGAACCUGGACAAGGAGUGGCUUCGACGAGAGGAAAUGCGCGUCAAGCGACGCGACAAGAAGUUCAACACGCGUCUUCGCGAGAUGAGGAAGAAGAUGCGGGCCGAAGAGUUUACGCGGAAGUUACGCGGCGAGCGCAACGCAAGACACGAGCACCACUGGAGCCGAGGAGAGCCCACGGGAGAACCCGGCAUGGUGCGGCGUCGUUGCAAGGACUGUGGGCUCGAAAUCGAGGAGAUUCAAAUGUAA
Messenger RNA from Ogataea haglerorum, 1014 nucleotides. RefSeq lists its product as uncharacterized. The transcript is spliced from 2 exons. Gene Ontology annotation, molecular function: damaged DNA binding. Gene Ontology annotation, biological process: base-excision repair; UV-damage excision repair; nucleotide-excision repair involved in interstrand cross-link repair. Gene Ontology annotation, cellular component: nucleotide-excision repair factor 1 complex. NCBI's taxonomy places the organism in Eukaryota, Fungi, Ascomycota, Pichiomycetes, Pichiales, Pichiaceae. Bases 1 to 1014 code for a protein of 337 amino acids. The record is from RefSeq and is a predicted model, not a curated record.